GUGGUUCUGUGUACUGACGGCCGAGCCAACAUUGGGCUGGGAGAGAUGGAGAAACCUCCCUCUCUCUCCUCUCUCUCCCCCUCCUCCUUCACCCCUUAUUUCUACAAACAGCUGGCUCAGCAGGCGGUGGAGAGCGGAGUCAUAAUAUCCGUGAUGACGUUUGAAGGGACUGAUUGUCGUUUGGCCGACGUUGGGAGGUUUGCAGACACAACUGGAGGAAGGGUGAACAUCGUGAGCAUCGGCACCGUGGCAACAGAGAUACAGUCGGCUUCCGUGGACAACAUCCUAGCAACGGGAGUCACGGCGACCCUUAUUGCUCCUGAUGGAAUGUAUUUUCCCUUUGAGGACGAACAGAAUCACACACUGGUGAGAGAGAUUGGGAAUGUGACCAAAGGGCUGGAGGUCACCUUCCAGUUCGCUGUGAAACCAGAGUUCAUGGAAG
Molecule: messenger RNA, 442 nt
Organism: Notothenia coriiceps (black rockcod)
Lineage: Eukaryota; Metazoa; Chordata; Actinopteri; Perciformes; Nototheniidae
Product: circularly permutated Ras protein 1-like
Exons: 4
Source: RefSeq, a predicted model, not a curated record